Messenger RNA from Sorghum bicolor (sorghum), 1353 nucleotides. Its product is annotated as ubiquinol oxidase 2, mitochondrial. The transcript is spliced from 3 exons. The coding region runs from base 155 to 1153 and encodes 332 amino acids. NCBI's taxonomy places the organism in Eukaryota, Viridiplantae, Streptophyta, Magnoliopsida, Poales, Poaceae. Gene Ontology annotation, molecular function: alternative oxidase activity. The record is from RefSeq and is a predicted model, not a curated record. Gene Ontology annotation, cellular component: mitochondrion. Gene Ontology annotation, biological process: alternative respiration.
CGCCACCAUUCCAUGCUAACAGCAACAACCAACAACACAAAUCAUCAGUCGUCUGUCGCAGGAGAAAAAAAAAAAAGGCUUUCUUGUCCCACAGGCCACAGGAAAGGAGACUGGGAGAAAAGUCGAUUGUGAUUAGUUGAUCACCGUCCACACCAUGAGCUCUCGCAUGGCCGGGGCAGCGGUUCUGCGCCACCUAGGCCCGCGCCUGUUCGCCGCCGAGCAGGCGGCCGUGUCCGGGCUCACCGCGAGGGGCGUCAUGCCCGCGGCUGCGAGGCUUCUCCCCGCGCGGAUGGCCAGCACCGCCGCCGAGGCUGCCAGAGAAGAUGCCGGCGCAAAACAGCAUGGCGGCACCGGGAAGCAAGAGGAGGCAGCAGGCGGCGGGCAGAGCAAGAAGGCCAUCGUCAGCUACUGGGGCAUCGAGGCGCCCAAGCUCGUGAAGGAGGACGGCACGGAGUGGAAGUGGACGUCCUUCCGGCCGUGGGACGCGUACACGUCGGACACGUCCAUCGACGUGAAGAAGCACCACGCGCCGACGACGCUGCCGGACAAGGCGGCGUACCUGAUCGUCAAGUCGCUGCGGGUGCCCAUGGACCUCUUCUUCCAGCGCCGGCACGCCAGCCACGCGCUGCUGCUGGAGACGGUGGCGGCCGUGCCGGGCAUGGUGGGCGGCAUGCUCCUCCACCUGCGCUCGCUCCGCCGCUUCGAGCACAGCGGCGGCUGGAUCCGCGCGCUGCUGGAGGAGGCCGAGAACGAGCGGAUGCACCUCAUGACGUUCCUGGAGGUCACGCAGCCCAAGUGGUGGGAGCGCGCGCUCGUGCUCGCCACGCAGGGCGUCUUCUUCAACGCCUACUUCGUCGGCUACCUUCUCUCUCCCAAGUUCGCGCACCGCGUCGUCGGCUACCUCGAGGAGGAGGCCGUGUACUCCUACACCGAGUACCUCAAGGACCUCGAGGCUGGCAUCAUAGAGAACACGCCGGCGCCCGCCAUCGCCAUCGACUACUGGCGCCUCCCCGCCGACGCCAAGCUCAAGGACGUCGUCACCGUCGUGCGCGCCGACGAGGCGCACCACCGUGAUGUCAACCACUUCGCGUCGGACAUCCAUUACCAAGGGAUGAAGCUCAGGGACACGCCUGCGCCGCUCGGUUAUCACUAACAAGUCGACGUGGCCUGCUGCUCAGUUCAGCAUUUUUACACAAUUAUUACCCUAUCGUUAAUCUUAUACGUUGUGCUAGCCAAAGUUGCUCAGCAGAUCGAUCAGGACGGGUUUGCUACUCGGAGUAGCUUGUAUACUUUGUACAUAUACUAUUAAAGAUAUUUUAAAUAACAAUACAUGAGUAUUUCCUUCUAUAUCAA